AAAACAAAAAAAAGAGUAUAUGGUAUUUACUGACCAAAUGGCAGAGAAUUCACAAAAAUAUCUCCGCUCCUAAUUUCUAAGUAUGACUUUUCAGGUGGUAACUCUGAUUACCUGAUGGAUGUCCCAGCAACUUUCUUCUUCUUCUGGAGGUGGUUCUGAAUGGUCAUUCUAGGACACAUUAAUUUGAUUCUGAAUGGUCAUUCCAGGACACAUUAAUUAAUGAACCAUAAAAAUAAACCCUGCAACUGGAAACGGGACGUGUAAAUUCAGCUGCCUGUCAGGAAUGUAAUCAGUCACCAUCACACUCUGUCCAGAGGAAAGAGCAGGCUAGAGUUGGGACUGGACUCGGGGCCUGGGUCCCAGGCAUGUAAGGGUUAUUUCCUCACCGACAUCCAGCCAGAGGGUUUGCCUUUGAGCCGUUCCAUUUGUUCACCUGGCUCCUGGAGAGACGUCAUUGCCUUCAUUAUGGGCUGCUCUGAGCUAGUGAUGAAGGAGUUAGCAGCGUGGCCUGGAGUGGCUCUCAGCAGACCGGUGCCAGCUGACACAUGCCACUUAGGUUUCCAAGGAGCCAAGCUGUACCCACUCACGCAAGGCUGAUGCACUUGUGGCUAAAUGCGGUGCCGCCAGGGCCCCCGGCCAGAUUCAGGGCAGGAAAUAGAAUGCCACCUCCAUCACCCGGGAAACAAUGGUCUGAGAGCAUGAUUUAAGUGGGGGCUAACGACGAAGCUCAAAGGCACAGUCAGCAGAGGAAGGGAGACUAGAAGUUGGCUUGCAUGGAUUUCGUCUUGGGUUAUAACCGUUGACAAGCCACUUAGCUGGCCCCAUGUUUAAGUUUAUCUGCAUAUAAGAUGGAGGUAACAAUAUUUACCCAUCUCACUGGGGACUUAUGAAAACAUUUCUGACAGCCCACUCAAGAUCCAUGGAUGGAAGGUGGUAUGCUGAUUCCUUCUGACUGUGCUUGGCAGGGAAUAAUUUUGACUAGGCAUGUGGGAAAGGAAGUGACGACAUAGAAAGCCUUCAACCGGGGGUACGAAUGCUGACCACAGACAGGAGAUCCUGGGAGCAAACCCACCAGCCGCCUGAGAGCUAAAGAAGACUUUCCUGAAGCCCAGGCCAGGAUUCCAUGCAGCUGUCCUGUCCCUCUCUGCUUCAGAGAGGCCAACUUGACUUUGGUUUUAUCCCCAAGCACAUUUCCUGGAUUCAUCCUGGCAGGACCGUGGCUGUCUCUCUGGGUGGCAGAGGAGACAAGCUGUAGACAUUUUUUCUAUGAAAGAACAGGCAGCCAGUACAGCAUCUUGGGGUUCCUGCCCUGUGGCCCCCCUCCUCAUCUCCUCAGCCCACUGUCAGAGCUGAGCCUGUGGGCAGAGACCAGCUUCACGAGAUACCCGCCCUUCUCAAACCCAGAGAGCAGGGUGGAGUGUUCCAGGGCCACUCAGGGCCACAGUUUGGCUCCCUGGUCUUGUCUCUAUCUCUGACCUACUCGUGUGAGCUUCAGAAAGUCCCUUCCCCUCUCUGGGUCUCAGAGACAAAGUGAGAAUGGAGAAUCACUCUACAAAGUGGCAAGACUGUGUGUUAUCAACCUGAGCUGAAAUUCCAGCUCCAUUAUUAUCUGGCUGUGUGGACUUGGGUGAGCCGCUUGUGUUCUCUAGAUCAAUCCCCAUCUGUAAAACGGGGAUGAUAAAUAGUCAUCUACCCAAUAGGGUUGGAGCAAGGUGUACGUAAGACAUCUGCAGCUUAAGUGCUUAGCAUGGUCAUGGUCAGGUUCAGAAAAGCAAGCUAAUCUCAAAAGCCCGAAGCUCUUUCUCUGAUUCCUGUCUGCCACGCCAGGCGAGGUGGGGCUCCUGGAGGGAAAGGCGUGUGUAUCUGCCCGUCUGUCUGUGUGUGUGUCUGUCUCUGCCCAUACAUGCCAGGGUGUGUGGAGGGCUUGGCCUCCCCCUGGGGAACUCUGGGAAGAUCUGUCCAGGGAGUCUCCCUGAGGGCAAUAGCGGAGUUGAAGCUUGGCAUCUUGUUCUGUAGAAGCCGCAGGUCCUGGCCCUCUCCCUCCCUGCGCCUGUCCCCCGCUUUAGGGGCUCUCAUUGUCUUUGCUGCUUCCUAAGUUUUACGUGAAGAGGCAACAGGUGGUCCCUCCCAGCCUGGAGAUAAGUCACCAGGUUCCCAGCCAGGAUGCAAGCAGUCCCCGUGAAGAAAGCCAUCCAUUCUGGGGCUCCUCCGGGCUCUGCUCUGUCCCGGAGAGCUGCUUGAAGCUGCAGGGAGUCCCAGCGCAUCUGGGCCCCUGCCCUAGGAUUCUGGCUUUUGAACUCAAGUCAGCUUUAUCCUAGGACUCCCUUUUUCUUUCCUCUCUCCUCGGACCACACGGUGUUUGUUUCACACUGGACACUCCGCUAAGUGAUGCAGGAAGUAGGCCCCCGGGGAGGCAGAUACCGCCCAGCAAAGCAGAUAACCGAGUGAAGCCUUGGAUGCCUCUGGGGCCCUGGGCAGGCUCAGAGAUAAGUGGAAAUGCCAGGCUUAUCUUCGGACUGAGUUCUAGAGAAGUCAUCCCGGCCGGCUGGCCCACCUCGUUCCUAGGGCUCCACGCAGUCGGGCAUCUCCAGGCAGAGUAAACACUGGGUUGGCACAGCCGCAGCAGCAGCAGCAGCAGCAGCAGGAUGGGGACUCUGUGCCCCCCUCUGACACUUCGCAGUCCCAGCACCAGAGGCCAGCAGCGGGCGUCGGAUUACACCCAGAUAUUUGCGAACAAAGAGCGAGUAGAAGAUAAAGGGGCAAAACCAAAGCACACACUGAGCACCAGAGGCGUGCAAGCCGAGCUCAGGGGGCCGUGGGAAGAGAGCCAGAAGGUGGACCUGCCAGAGGGGACAGUGGAGAGGCGGCCGCCCAUCAGUGCUCCAGGGGUAGGAUCUGGCCUCUGCACCCAGGCAGAGGCGUCACCAGGGCAGGGAGAUGGAGUUCCUGGCCCAGCGCAGGUGCCCUCAGAGGUGGAAGCCCAGGCUCCUGGGGCAGCCAGUGAGAGCCCCGGGACUGGCCUGGAAUUGUCUGCAGUGCCCAAAAGGGCCAGUGAAGCCCUCACCAACCAGGAGGCAGGUCAAGGAACAUCAUCCAGGAGGCCUGAUGCUCGGCCCUCAGAGGAGGGCAUGAGGCUGACUCCAGCACCACCAGGCCAGGUCAAGGCAGCUCACGGCAGCCGAGAAACACCUCCAAGGAUCUCCAUCCAUGUGCAGGAGACAGAUACCCCUGGGGAGCUGCUGGUGACACGAAGGGCCAGCCUCAGAACUACACCUCCUGCAGAGGCUCCAGCAGCUGCCCAUCCACGGGAGGACUCACCAGUGCCCAGGCGCUGCCCCCAGGCUCCUGGGACUGAGUCAGAAAAACAUAUUCUGAAAGGAGCCAGUGAGUUUUCCCCUCUGCAGAGGCAGAGCAGCGAUGGGGGAGCAAAGGCCAAGGAGAAGCAGGGGCCUGGGCCCAAGCCCACCAUGGCACCGGGCAAGGCCGGGUGGGACAAGGGAUCUGAUGCCAGGACCCCAGGCCCACAGCAGGGCACAGCCCCGGAAGCAGGAAACCUGGAGCCUGAGAAGGACUGCAUAGCUGGGGGCGCGGGCAGAGCUGAGGCAGGAAGAAGAACGCCCCCGGGGGCUGAGGCAGACAGCCUGGUUCUGGAUGAUAGCCCGGCCCCACCAGCCCCCUUCGAGCACCGGGUGGUGAGUGUCAGAGAGAGCCCAACCUCAGCGGGCUACACAGUGUGCCAGCACGAAGUCCUGGGAGGGGGCCGGUUUGGCCAGGUGCACAGAUGCACGGAGAAGGCCACGGGCCUCUCGCUGGCGGCCAAGAUCAUCAAAGUGAAGAGCGCCAAGGACCGGGAGGAUGUGAAGAAUGAGAUCAACAUCAUGAACCAGCUCAGCCACGUGAACCUGAUCCAGCUCUAUGACGCCUUUGAGAGCAAGAACAGCUUCACCCUGGUCAUGGAGUACGUGGAUGGCGGUGAGCUCUUUGACCGGAUCACAGAAGAGAAGUACCACCUGACUGAGCUGGAUGUGAUUCUGUUCACCAAGCAGAUCUGCGAGGGUGUGCACUACCUCCAUCAGCACUACGUCCUGCACUUGGACCUCAAGCCGGAGAACAUACUGUGUGUCAAUCAGACAGGUCACCAAAUUAAGAUCAUUGACUUCGGGCUGGCCAGAAGGUACAAGCCUCGGGAGAAGCUGAAAGUGAACUUCGGUACGCCGGAGUUCCUGGCUCCUGAAGUCGUCAAUUACGAGUUUGUCUCAUUCCCCACAGACAUGUGGAGUGUGGGAGUCAUCACCUACAUGCUACUCAGUGGUUUGUCCCCAUUUCUAGGGGAAACAGAUGCAGAGACCAUGAAUUUCAUUGUGAACUGUAACUGGGAUUUUGAUGCUGACACCUUUGAAGGACUGUCGGAAGAGGCCAAGGACUUUGUCUCCCGGUUGCUGAUCAAAGAGAAGAGCUGCAGAAUGAGUGCCACCCAGUGCCUGAAACAUGAGUGGUUGAAUAAUUUACCUGCCAAAGCUUCAAAAUCAAAAGUUCGUCUCAAAUCCCAACUAUUGCUGCAGAAAUACAUGGCUCAGAGGAAAUGGAAGAAACACUUCUAUGUGGUGACUGCUGCCAACAGGUUAAGAAAAUUUCCAACUUGUCCCUAAUCCUCAACUCUGCUGCUCCCAUGGGCCCAGAAAUUAUUGAGACUGGUGAUGAAGUUAUGGCUGAAGAUUUUUAAUAAUCUGAUCUUUCGCUAAUAAUCGUUGACUCCACUUGUUUUGUUAAAAAAAAAAAAGGUUAUGGCUGUUUUCUUCCUUGUGGAUAAGAAGUGGCUGUAAAGAAAGUGACCUAAGAACUUUUUUCUGCCUUAAAAUAUCAUUAAGUUGAAA
Messenger RNA from Sus scrofa (pig), 4874 nucleotides. RefSeq names its product myosin light chain kinase 3 (gene MYLK3). Gene Ontology annotation, molecular function: ATP binding; protein serine/threonine kinase activity. The record is from RefSeq and is a predicted model, not a curated record. Gene Ontology annotation, cellular component: nucleus. Gene Ontology annotation, biological process: intracellular signal transduction; positive regulation of apoptotic process; protein phosphorylation. NCBI's taxonomy places the organism in Eukaryota, Metazoa, Chordata, Mammalia, Artiodactyla, Suidae.